Xenopus tropicalis (tropical clawed frog) is the source of this 2198-nucleotide messenger RNA. The record is from RefSeq and is a predicted model, not a curated record. Lineage: Eukaryota; Metazoa; Chordata; Amphibia; Anura; Pipidae.
GGAUCAUAUAAAUAGUGUCAGAGGCUCCCAUUAAGCAGCAAUCCCAGAGGCAGCCGAGACUGUCAGGUAGAAGAGAAGGCAACACUCAUAAGAUCACAUGGCACCAGCAAGGAUGCUGCUACUCAUUUGCAGCCUGACACUGACUCUCUGCUUGAGCGACAUCUCAGCUUUGAAGAUCGGGGCAUUCAACAUUAGGGCUUUUGGAGACUCCAAGAUGAAAAACCCAGAAGUAUCAUCAGUUCUUAUGAAGAUAUUGCCUCGCUAUGAUAUCGUCAUUAUUCAGGAAGUCAGAGAUGCUGACCACAGUGCGGUGAAGUUACUCAUGCAGAGGCUAAACAGCUUGAAUACCGGACCUGUGUAUUCCCAUGUGAUCAGUGACACGUUGGGACGGGACGCAUAUAAGGAGCAGUACCUCUUUAUAUACAGGAAUGACAAAGUGACUGUGGAAGAUUCCUACCACUAUCAUGACCACUGCAUGUACACCGGAAAGGACACAUUCAGCCGGGAACCUUUUGUGGUCAGGUUUAAUGCUGAAGGCACAGUUGUUGAAGACUUUGUACUGAUCCCUCUGCACUCAGCACCCAAGGAUGCUGUUCGGGAGAUAGAUGCCUUAUAUGACGUCUAUGAAGAUAUAAUGGAAAAGUGGCAAACUGAUAACAUGAUUUUCCUGGGGGAUUUUAAUGCUGGCUGCAGCUAUGUCACUGACUCUGACUGGGACAACAUCCGUCUCCGUACCAAUGAGCAAUUUGCCUGGCUAAUUCCUGACGCCACUGACACCACUGUAGGAAAUACCUGCUGUGCCUAUGAUAGGAUUGUAGUCAGCGGUGCAGACUUGCAGGAGGCUAUAGUCCAAGACUCAGUCAAGGUUUUUGACUUUCAGAAAAAAUACAAACUGACACAGGAGGAGGCUCUCGCUGUGAGUGACCACUUCCCAGUAGAAAUGGAGCUGAUGUCAGCUUAAAGCGGACAACCUUGUGUCAGAAGCCAGAAAUCCAUCUUUACGAGGAGCAUUACACUUCCACUCCUUCCAUUAACUGAAUUGUAAAGAACACAUACAUUUCUAUAGACUACAAAGGACAUAUGUACUUUCACUACUUAUCAUGAAGUCCACUAUUUGCAUUUCCCCUUUGAUUAGAAUUUACUACCCUAAGAAUUAUAUGGAGGGGAGACAUCACCUUAUUGUUGCCGUGUAUCAUAUUUGAUCUGCCAGAUGUUUUCAUACUUUUUAGGGUGAAGACACACGGAGCUACUUAGUAGCAGCUAGUAACUCCAGAAAAUACCCUGACAUAACCAAUACUGAGAAUUGCCUCUGCUAAAAGAGACAAUUAUCAGCCAGUGAUCAGCAUUAUCUAUUUUAGUAUCUACUAGUAGCUCUGUGUGUCUUCACCCCUAAGGUCCAAGCACCCUUUGCAGUCCAGGGUCGUGAUUGCAUCUUUAUUCUCCAGACAUCAGCAGGACAACCUAAUUAACAAAAAACCACUAUAUGGGGCACUCUUGUGUGGUCUAUGGAGAAAGUCAAUGCCAUACAUAAGAUCAAACUCGCAUAAAUGUAAAUGCAAUAUAUAUAAAUAUAUAUUAUGUCCUGUGGGAACAUCAAGUUUUGCCUUAAUGUAUUACCUUUAAUUGCAAAACUCAGGAAUAUAUAUCAUUUAAUGGGUACUUAAACUUGAUUGAGACUAUAAUUGAGUCCUAUAUUUGGGGAUGGAUAGUGAUAAGCAAUAUCACCAUACAAAGAAGUCUGUGAAGGCCCUGGGCAGGUAGUUGGCCAAAUGCCCUAAAGGGCCACUUGUGGCUUGCAGGCCUUUGUCUGGACAGGACUGAUCUAAAGGCCUAUGCAAUUUUUGUGUUGUAUUUUGUGACUAUGUUUUUACUCAGGUGUAAUGAUGUGUAUGAGCCUCCUAAAAUGCCAUAAAACAGCUUUAAUUCAACCAGUUGCCUUUAAUCCAAAGUAUCCCCCAAAGUGGCAGCUGGCAAAGGAUUCUCGAUAUGGAGAUCAAAAAUACCAAAAGGGCCUCUGACUGUACAUCACUGUUUAACCUGUUGGCGCUACACACAUUCCUGUGGAUCAUGCUUGAGCAGCAGAAUAACUGUAUUAUGUAUGAUUUGUGCAAUAUUAUAAACUGAUGUAUAAUAUUAUAUCUUCUAUUUAUUAUUUUAAUAUCAUAUAUUCUAUUCUAAAUAAACAUUUUACAUAUGAC